AUGCAGCCUGUCUGGCUUCUCUUUUUGUCUUUUUCACGUCUUCUCUUAAGUAGCUCUGCAGAAGAAGGCCUGGAGUUCCCAAGCUUCGAUGGCAAGGACCGUGUGCUGGACAUUAAUGAACGGAACUAUAAGAGGGCUCUGAAGAAAUAUGACAUGCUGUGCUUGCUGUAUCACGACCCACUGCCAGCCAACAGGGAGCUCCAGCAACAGUUUCACAUGAGGAAGUUGGUGCUGGAGUUUGCUGCCCAAAUCUUGGAAGACAGGGACAUAGGGUUUGGAAUGGUAGAUUCACAUAAAGAUUCCAAGGUGGCCAAAAAGCUUGGACUGGAAGAAGAGGGCAGCAUUUAUGUCUUUAAGGAUGAGCGUGUUAUUGAGUUUGAUGGUGAGCUGUCUGCAGACACGCUGGUGGAGUUUCUGCUAGAUCUGUUGGAGGAUGCAGUGGAGUUAAUCAGUAACCCUAUGGAGUUGCGUGCUUUCGAGAGGAUGGACGAAGACAUCCGUCUUAUUGGCUACUUCAAGGGCAAAGAUUCAGAACAUUAUAAAGCUUUUCAGGCCGCUGCAGAAACAUUUCAGCCCUAUGUUAAAUUUUUUGCCACCUUCGACAAAGGGGUGGCAAAGCAUCUGACUCUUAAGGUGAAUGAAGUGGAUUUCUACGAGCCUUUUAUGGAGCCGGUCACCAUACCAGGCAAACCCAACUCCGAGAAUGAGAUAGCAGAUUAUAUUAAUCGACAUCGGAGGCCAACUCUGAGGAAGCUUCGUGCAGAGGACAUGUUUGAAACCUGGGAGGAUGACAUGGACGGCAUCCACAUUGUGGCUUUUGCAGAGGAAGAGGAUCCAGAUGGGUAUGAAUUCCUGGAGAUUCUUAAGGAUGUAGCCAGGGACAACACCAAGAACCCAGAUCUAAGCAUACUGUGGAUCGACCCUGAUGACUUUCCUUUGCUGACUGCCUACUGGGAGAAGACCUUUAAAGUGGACCUGUUCAGGCCUCAGAUUGGUGUGGUCAAUGUAACAGAUGCAGACAGUGUGUGGUUGAACAUGCCCAAUGAUGAGGCUCUACCCACAGCCGAAGAGCUGGAGGACUGGAUCGAGGAUGUCCUCUCAGGAAAGGUCAACACAGAAGAUGAUGACCUUGAUGAUGAUUAUUUGGAUGAUGAUGAACAGGGCGAUGAUGAUGAUGACAGUGAUAAUGACAAUAAUGAUGAGGGAAUUUAUGAUGAUGACCAAGAUUGAUUGGUGGAGUGGUAGACU
This is a messenger RNA of Trichomycterus rosablanca, 1248 nucleotides long. RefSeq names its product calsequestrin-2-like. Gene Ontology annotation, biological process: regulation of cardiac muscle contraction by regulation of the release of sequestered calcium ion. The transcript has 11 exons. Bases 1 to 1230 code for a protein of 409 amino acids. The record is from RefSeq and is a predicted model, not a curated record. Gene Ontology annotation, cellular component: sarcoplasmic reticulum lumen; Z disc. Lineage: Eukaryota; Metazoa; Chordata; Actinopteri; Siluriformes; Trichomycteridae. Gene Ontology annotation, molecular function: calcium ion binding.